AGCUGUCGGAUGCAGUUGUUGGUUCCAAGUGAACGAGCAUCUAAAACGGUAGUGAAUCGAAAAUUGUGAUCCGCGAGAGCACAAGAACGUCGAGUGAACUGUUUAUUUGGUGAAUGUUAACAUUGUUCGUUCGAGAUGAGCAGCCCUGCCCGAUUAAGAUAGUCAGCCACUGUGAAUCCGGUCUCGCAAAUGUUGCGAUCAAUAACUCUCUGUUUAUGCUUCCUGAGCGAUACUGUUUCUUCGUUAGUCUUCGUUAGAUAAGUGUAAAUUGGACCGAUAACCAAAUUCACAGCACUAUUUUCGUGCGUUCUUUAAAGACCAAUAACAGAAUGUACGCAAUCGCAGACAUUUUGAUUUGUAAACUUAUUUGUGAAUCACACGCCCGUCACGUGUUUAUUUUCGUUCGAAAGUAUAUUUAGUAAUUUUAAAUUCUAUUUAUUGGGUUAAUUUCCUCGAGGAAUCUGGGAAUAUUUAAAAUACAGUUGGUAUUCAGUCUAUUGUUUACCGUUUCCUUUUUGCGUUCGUGGGAACUUCUUAUCAAGGUGGAGGAAACCAUGUGACCGUUGUUGUAGACAAGGGCUCAUUUAAGAUUGGACAUUUGGUGACGUGAUCAAUUAUUUUGUUAGCUGAAGCUGGUCAGAGCGCAAUAUUAAUUCGAAACAACGUGAACGUGGAAUGAAACAUGAAGACUUCCGCAUCGAAACGGACGAUCGGCUGCAUCGGAAAGUGCACUUCCGGUCUGAGCCGCGAGGAAUUAGACCAAAUCACGGAUAAUAUAAACAAAACCCUGACACACCCGGAGGGUAAGAAGAUUUUCAAAAAGUACUUGCAGGCACGCGACCUUAGGGACAAUCUGGAAUGCCUGGAGCUGUACGAAACCUGCUGCAAUUAUAUUUUCGAGGGAAGUCGUUUGCAAUCGAACAACGGCCCACAUUUGGAGCAAUUGAUCAGGAAUGCGACGACGGUUAUGGAAAUGGCCGAAGAUUUGGACGGCGUAUCUCGGAUAGACAAGGCGUUUCUGCAAGGCUUUGACGCGGCUUUAAAUAGUAACUCGAGGACCGAGUUGCUCGGCGCUUUAGUGGACACCAGGGAUAUAUGUUGCGAUCAUUUGAAAAGUGUUCACGAUAGUUUUAAAGAAUACGUAUCGGAACCGUGCCCGUUGUCCAAAUAAACAAAAAACGAAAACUUGUUUUUACAUUUCCAAUGUGCCUUUAGGCGUUGAUCGUCGCAACUAUCUUAUCAAAAUACUAUCUUAUCUUACACUAUAUGUAUAAUUUAAUAAAAAGAAC
Molecule: messenger RNA, 1289 nt
Organism: Colletes gigas
Lineage: Eukaryota; Metazoa; Arthropoda; Insecta; Hymenoptera; Colletidae
Exons: 3
Coding region: 683-1171 (162 amino acids)
Source: RefSeq, a predicted model, not a curated record